Alosa alosa (allis shad) is the source of this 1241-nucleotide messenger RNA. It is a transcript of the gene kctd13, whose product is annotated as potassium channel tetramerization domain containing 13. Gene Ontology annotation, molecular function: ubiquitin-protein transferase activity. The record is from RefSeq and is a predicted model, not a curated record. The coding region runs from base 367 to 930 and encodes 187 amino acids. The transcript has 5 exons. Gene Ontology annotation, biological process: protein ubiquitination; proteasome-mediated ubiquitin-dependent protein catabolic process; negative regulation of Rho protein signal transduction. Gene Ontology annotation, cellular component: Cul3-RING ubiquitin ligase complex. NCBI's taxonomy places the organism in Eukaryota, Metazoa, Chordata, Actinopteri, Clupeiformes, Clupeidae.
GAGUGUGUGUGUGUGUGUGUGUGUGUGUGUGUGUGAGAGAGAUUCCCCGCUCUCCUCUCUCCCCUGUCCCCUUGCUUGUGCCAUGUUCAUCUGUUCAUCAUAUUGAAAUGGUGUGUGUGUGCGUGAAAUGUAUGUGUGUGUGUGUGUGUGUGUGUGUGUGUGCCCUUGCCAGGCUGGGUAGUGUUGGACCGCUGCGGACGGCACUUUGGGCUGGUUCUAAACUUCCUGCGUGACGGAACGGUUCCACUGCCAGAUUCCACCCGGGAGCUGGAGGAGGUUCUAAAGGAGGCUCAGUUCUACCGGGUCCAAGGGCUCGUCCAGCACGGCCUCUCCACCCUGCAGAAGCGGAGGAGUGUGUAUGAGGGCAUGUGUCGUAUCCCCAUGAUCACCUCAGCCAAGGAGGAACAGAUGAUGAUCGCCACCUGCAGGAAGCCUGUGGUGAAACUACAAAACAACCGAGGAAACAACAAGUACUCUUAUACCAGCAACUCGGACGAUAACCUGCUGAAGAACAUCGAGCUGUUUGAUAAGCUGGGUCUGCGCUUUAACGGGCGCGUGCUCUUCAUGAAGGACGUCCUCGGGGACGAGAUUUGCUGCUGGUCAUUCUACGGUGAGGGCCGGAAGAUCGCAGAGGUCUGCUGCACCUCCAUCGUCUACGCAACCGAGAAGAAACAGACCAAAGUGGAGUUUCCUGAAGCACGGAUCUUUGAAGAGACCCUCAACAUCCUUAUCUAUGAGAAUGGGCGGAGCUCUGGGCCAGGGGGCGUGGCUUUGUUAGAGUCUGGCAUGAGCUCGUCGCCUGGAGCCGGCCAAUCAGAGGAGGAGGGGGCUGCAGGGGGCGGGGACAGAAGAGUGAGGCGGAUCCACGUGAGACGACACAUCAUGCACGACGAGAGAGGCCACGGGCAACAGACCGUCUACAAGGACUAAACACACACACACACACACACACACAGGGACUAAACACACACACACACAUGCACACACACACACACACAGGGACUAAACACACACACACACACAGAGGAGCGAGGCCACGGGCAACAGACCGUCUACAAGGACUAAACACACACACACACACACACACACACAGAGGAGCGAGGCCACGGGCAACAGACCGUCUACAAGGACUAAACACACACACACACACACAGAGGAGCGAGGCCACUGGCAACAGACCGUCUACAAGGACUAAACACACACACACACACACACAGGGACUAAACACACACACACACACA